AUGGUGAUAGAAACUUUCUUCAUUUUGCACCGAGGUGGUGAAAUUUUAUUCCGUUGGACUACCAACGAAGAAAGUGAUAAACAAUUUUCGUUUAAUGUUUUUAUUAAAGACCGUCUUCUAAGGAAGAAAAGUGGAGAUCAACUUUCAAGUUACGCUCCGGUCUCAAGCUCUCUCUCAUUUAGUUGGAUAACUUAUGACGAGCUUGAACUGGUAUUUCUGGUUUCAAAUCAAAAAUCCUUGACCGUCCCGUAUCUCCAUGACUUUCUUGUUCAAGUUCGAUGUGCCUGUGUGGAUGUUUUAUUAGAAAAUAGCCAAUCUACUUCUACUUUUGCUAGUGUAUUUGACGGGAUUUUUGAAAAGAUUCGCUUGAGGUGCAUAAAUCAAUUUGCAGAUGAAGCACAUAAAGAUAGAGUUAAUAUUAACUCUUCUGGUACUGGAGUUGAUGACUUAACUCAGAAUAGGCUUGACUUCUCGAGUGACCGUUCAAAAGGGAAAUUUUCUCGCGAGUAUGGAAUAGAUUUCGAAAACUCUGAGAUGAGCAAAGGAAAAGAUAACAGCCCUAGCAUUUGGGUAACCGAAAUUCUUCAAGGAAAACUUGCGAAGAAGUUGAUAGGUAAAGUUAAAUUAUCGGAAUCAGAUUUCAAGCCUGUUAUAGAAGAGUUUAAACUAAAGUUGGUAAAUAAAAAUGUUGCUGAAACAAUUGCUGAAAACAUUUGCAAAAGUGCUUCAAUUCAAUUAUUGAAUAAUACAAUUACGUCGUUAUCUCAAGUUUCUAAAAUUCUGGACCAAGUGGUUGUUGAUAAUCUAGUACAGAUACUGUCUCCACUACGGCAGGUAGAUGUUCUGAGAGAAAUACAAGAGUCGCGCUUUAAGAAACAAGUUUAUAUCAUACUUUUUGUAGGAGUUAAUGGUGUCGGAAAAAGUACGAGCUUGUCUAAAGUCGCUUACUGGAUUCAGAAGAACGAACUUUCGCCAAUGGUUGCAGCUUGUGACACUUUCCGGGCCGGAGCUGUAGAGCAGCUCAGAACACAUUGCCAGAGGUUAGGUAUACCUCUUUAUGAGCGUGGUUAUGAAAAAGAUCCUGCAGUUGUUGCUUACGAAGCUGUUAAACAUGCCAAUCGUCUGAAAAUGGAUGUGCUAUUGAUUGAUACUGCUGGACGCAUGCAAGAUAAUGAACCUUUGAUGAGAGCUCUGUCGAAGUUGAUCAAUCUAAAUAAACCAAAUUUAACACUCUUUGUAGGAGAAGCUUUAGUUGGGAAUGAGGCUUCUGAGCAACUGAAGACUUUUAACCAGCGACUUCUUGAUUUAAUAGAUGAGCGCAAACAUACUGCAGUUGAUGGCAUUAUAUUAUCCAAGUUCGAUACUGUUGGGGACAAAAUUGGGGCAGCUAUAUCUAUGGUAUAUUCAAAUAAUAUACCGAUAAUAUUCUUAGGCUGCGGCCAAACUUAUACAGAUCUUAGAAGGUUUGAUGUUGAAACUUUUGCGAAAGUCUUGUCAAACUAG
Messenger RNA from Bathycoccus prasinos, 1503 nucleotides. RefSeq lists its product with no specific name. Gene Ontology annotation, molecular function: GTPase activity; GTP binding; ATP hydrolysis activity. Bases 1 to 1503 code for a protein of 500 amino acids. Gene Ontology annotation, cellular component: endoplasmic reticulum membrane. Gene Ontology annotation, biological process: SRP-dependent cotranslational protein targeting to membrane. The transcript has a single exon. The record is from RefSeq and is a predicted model, not a curated record. Lineage: Eukaryota; Viridiplantae; Chlorophyta; Mamiellophyceae; Mamiellales; Bathycoccaceae.